UUUUCCCUGUUUAGUGACAAUGGCCGAAAGAAGUUUUGAUAAAAAGCUCCGUCCAUCUCAGCCUGGCGUGUCUCAGCCCAAGAAACGCCUGUCCUCGUGCACUAAGGCUGAGAGGUCGAAGAGGAUUGAAGUACGACCGCAGGUCAAAUCUGCCUCAGGCCCAACGAAAAAUCACACAGAUGACCUUUUGGCCAAGGAAGAACAAUACAAACUCAUGAAUGCAGAGCUGGAAGCCAAAACAGCUGAUCUAGUAAGACAGGCAGAACAACUUAUGAGAGACCAGAAUGAAGUUCUGUCAAAACCCUUAUCUACCCUCCUGCUUUCGGACAUUGAGGAUGAAGAGAGGUCAAGGAUACCAAAGCUAAAACAGAGAACUCUGCAGGGGCCCGGUGUAAAGGGGGUGACCAAAAAAAGAGUCACAUCAACAUCAAACAACAUGUGUACUGGUCAACAAGACAAGGAGCCUCACUUGAAAACCGCAACCUCAAAGGCUUCUCGUGUGGAUGAUUUAGUUGCUGGAGAAGACUCUGCUGAUUCUUUCCUGGCUAAUACCAUACGUAGCAUGGAGGAGAAGAUGAACGACAUCAUGAUUCAUGAAAGUGUCAUGGAUGAUUUUGAUACUGCUGGAGAAAAUGUAGGAUCAGGUGUUUCAGAUGCUCAAAUACGAGUUCUGAAGGCAAAACUAGGGAUCAUGCAAGAGGAACUGGAUCAAUUCUCAUGUGAAUAUUACAAGAAGGAUGAUGAAAAUGCUAAACUUAGUGCAAGAAUCAAGGAGCUUGAGGAGGAUCGAGUCAGACUGCAGAAAACAACAAACAUCCAGCAGACACAGAUCGAGAAGCACAGAGCGCUAGCUGAGGACUCCAACAGAAAAUGUGAAGGUGUUCAACUGCAAGUGUCUGCUCUCCAAAAGGAAAUAGAAAAUCUGAACAGAUCCCAGAAACAAGCGGUGGCCGUCCACAGCAGCGUGGAGGUGCGUCUGAACAGAGCCUUGGAGGAGGGGGAGAGGCUGAAGACUCAACUCAACAAGAUGAAACAGACCAGCAAGGUAAUCAGAUUACAGUGUAGAUAACACCAUUGUUUACA
Messenger RNA from Notothenia coriiceps (black rockcod), 1083 nucleotides. RefSeq names its product testis expressed 9 (gene tex9). NCBI's taxonomy places the organism in Eukaryota, Metazoa, Chordata, Actinopteri, Perciformes, Nototheniidae. Bases 20 to 1069 code for a protein of 349 amino acids. The transcript is spliced from 10 exons. The record is from RefSeq and is a predicted model, not a curated record.